AUGGAGCAACAAAGGUCCACAGGCCAAAAAUCAGAGGAAGGAUCAGAAGAGACACGAGAAGAACCCCAUGUACCUCAGGGAGAAUUUGAAGAGGUGGCUGAAAGGUCUUCCAUUUCAAGCCAGACUACGUCUGAUGUUGAGAAGAGUUCAUGGUGUCCAGAAAUGGAUGAGGAAGAUGAAGAUGCUGAGGCCAGACCAUCAGAUGCAGUAGAGGAGAGAGAGAAUGAUGGAGAAAAACAUAGGACAUCAGCAGGAAGAGUGAGAGAUGAAGAGGUAAUAGUGGUCUUGUGCAAUCAGGGUGGACCCAGAAGGCAGAGGGGAAACCAUACACAGGAGAAGAAGGAGAAAUCCAUUCCAUCCUGCACUGGUCUCCACAUUGAACAAGAGCAACAGACAGGAAGGAAAUACAGAAAGCACCUUGGUGCUCAUUUGAGAAGGCACAGAGAGGAGAAACCCAGUCAAAGCUCAGAGACUGUGAAAAGUGGCUGUCUGAGCAAACCAACUUUAAAAUGUCCAGUGCUUGACAUAAAGGAGAAAGGUAAUAAAUGCUUCAAGUGUGGAAUGAGGUUCACAUGGGCCUCACAACUAACAAGGCAUCAUCAAGAAAAUCAUUCUGGAGAGGAAAUGCAUAUUUGUACAGAAUGUGGAAAGGGCUUCCAACAACAACAACAUGUCAUAGCACAUCAAGGAUGCCAUAAGAAAUCCUUUAAGUGCUCAUGGUGUGAAAAAAGCUUCAGUGAUUAUUCAUACCUUACUAGUCAUGAAAGAAUUCACACAGGGGAGAAACCCUUUAAAUGCUCAAUAUGUGGAAAAUGCUUCAAGAAAAGCUCACAACUUACCAUUCAUGAAAGAAUUCACACAGGAGAGAAACCCUUUAAAUGCUCAACAUGUGGAAAAUGCUUCAAGCAAAGCUCACACCUUACCAUUCAUGAAAGAAUUCACACAGGGGAGAAACCCUUUAAAUGCUCAACAUGUGAAAAAUGCUUCACGAAUAGCUCAGACCUUACCAACCAUAAAAGAGUUCACACAGGAGAGAAACCUUUUAAAUGCUCAACAUGUGGAAAAUGCUUCAAGAAAAGCUCACACCUCACCAGUCAUGAAAGAAUUCACACAGGAGAGAAACCCUUUAAAUGUUCAACAUGUGAAAAAUGCUUCAAGGAUAGCUCAGGCCUUACCAUCCAUGAAAGAAUUCACACAGGAGAGAAACCCUUUAAAUGCUCAACAUGUGAAAAAUGCUUCACGAAUAGCUCAGACCUUACCAACCAUAAAAGAGUUCACACAGGAGAGAAACCUUUUAAAUGCUCAACAUGUGGAAAAUGCUUCAAGCAAAGCUCACACCUCACCAUCCAUGAAAGAAUUCACACAGGAGAGAAACCCUUUAAAUGCUCAACAUGUGGAAAAUGCUACACUAAGAGCUCAUACCUUACCAACCAUGAAAGAAUUCACACAGAAGAGAAACCCUUUCAAUGCUCGAAAUGUGGAAAACGCUUCGGAGAGAACUCAAACCUGACAAUGCAUAAAAGAAUUCACGAAGGGGGGAAACCCUUCAAGUGUACAGAAUGUGGAGAAAGCUUCAGUGAUGGCUCCAAAUUUAAGGAACACCAACAAAUUCAUCCAAUCCAGCCUCCAUGA
Elgaria multicarinata webbii is the source of this 1632-nucleotide messenger RNA. Its product is annotated as zinc finger protein OZF-like. Gene Ontology annotation, molecular function: RNA polymerase II cis-regulatory region sequence-specific DNA binding; DNA-binding transcription factor activity, RNA polymerase II-specific. The coding region runs from base 1 to 1632 and encodes 543 amino acids. The transcript has 3 exons. The record is from RefSeq and is a predicted model, not a curated record. Gene Ontology annotation, biological process: regulation of transcription by RNA polymerase II. Lineage: Eukaryota; Metazoa; Chordata; Lepidosauria; Squamata; Anguidae. Gene Ontology annotation, cellular component: PcG protein complex; chromatin; transcription regulator complex.